Molecule: messenger RNA, 1092 nt
Organism: Teleopsis dalmanni
Lineage: Eukaryota; Metazoa; Arthropoda; Insecta; Diptera; Diopsidae
Exons: 2
Coding region: 1-1092 (363 amino acids)
Biological process (GO): DNA integration
Molecular function (GO): nucleic acid binding
Source: RefSeq, a predicted model, not a curated record
AUGUAUAAGUGGCCUGCAAACAAGAACGACAACUUGGAUUUUGAAGAAGUCAAUAAGAAAAACGAAAAGCAGCAUUCAAGAAGUCCUUCUGUAAAGCUGAUAAAGGUUGGUGGACGAUUAGAAUUGGCUGAUCUUGCAAAAGAACGUAAACAUCCUAUCCUGCUGCCUAACAAAUCUGAAUUCGUCAUACGUUAUGUUCGUUACCUGCAUCGUAAGAAUUAUCAUGCUGGACCUAAGGCACUAGUGGCACUCAUUCGUUUAGAGUUUUGGAUUAUAAACGCCAGAAAGGUUGCUCGAAGAGUAGUCAGACAAUGUGUUCACUGCGUGCAUUAUAAGCCAAAACUAUUGCAACAGAUGAUGGGCAAUUUACCGGUAGAACGUCUCACACCGUCACGGCCGUUUGCGCGCUGUGGUAUAGAUUUUUGUGGACCAUUCAACACGUAUUUACGUAUAAGAGGGAAGCCUCCAUACAAAACUUAUAUCGCCAUUUUUAUUUGUAUGGCAACAAAAGCAGUACACAUCGAAGUUGUAUCAAGUUUGUCAACAGACGCGUUCAUUGCAGCAUUAAAAAGAAUGAUUGGCAGGAGAGGCUUACCAAGUGAUAUAUUUUGCGAUAACGCAACCAAUUUUGUUGGGGCUUCGAAUCUAUUGACAGAACUAAAGUCAUUCUUGUUUAAUAAAAUAACCCAAUCGUCUAUCAUUCAGUACUGCGCGUCUGAAUUCAUUAAUUUUCACUUUAUUCCGCCCAGGGCACCUCAUUUUGGCGGUCUUUGGGAGGCUGCAGUUAAAUCCGCAAAAGGGCACUUAGAUAGAAGUUUGAUGACUACUAAGUUAACAUUUGAGGAGCUGUCAACAGUAACAACUGAGAUAGAAGCUAUUCUCAACUCUCGACCAUUGACACCACUUUCGCCGGAUCCUAGCGACUACAAAGCAUUGACUCCUGCCCAUUUUUUGAUUGGAUGCUCUCUAAAGGCGUUACCGGAGCGAACGGAAUUUGCUAAUACUAACAUGCUCGACAAGUGGUCACUCAUCAUCGGUUUGAAACAAUCAUUUUUGAAGCGGUGGUCUCAUGAAUACAUAAAUGAGCUAUAG